Molecule: messenger RNA, 1590 nt
Organism: Trifolium pratense (red clover)
Lineage: Eukaryota; Viridiplantae; Streptophyta; Magnoliopsida; Fabales; Fabaceae
Exons: 3
Coding region: 251-1399 (382 amino acids)
Source: RefSeq, a predicted model, not a curated record
UUUCUUUUGACGUAAGCUAAGCUAAGCUAAGAUUCUGUUCGUUCUAUAUUUACGGAAAAAGAAAUAAAAGGUUUAGUUCUUGUUCUUCAUAUCUCUCUCUCAUGUGACUCUCCUUCAUCUUUUCCAAACCCUUCCAUUCUAAUUCUAAUACCUGCACACAAAAAAAGUAGCAUAAGUACUUAAAGUUCAAUCAAAUACUAAAAACAAAAAUAGAAAAUUUUAUUAUUAUUUAAUAAAACAGAGAAAAAAAAUGUCUUGGCUCUUCAACAACUCCAACAACCCUCCCACAGAAUCUUCUAAUCUUCACCGCACCGCUCCACCGCUUUCCACCGCCGUCGAUCACGGCGUCAAGGAAGACCUCUCUCUUAUUUUCCGCGGCGUCGCUAAUUUUCUCGCUCCGCCUCCUUCGUCUUCUUCAUCUUCUUCUUCUACUACCUCUUCCACCGUCGAGUCUACGCCGCCUUCGAAAACUCUCACUGGAAUACGGAACGAUCUCGUGGAGAUCGGAGGAAGUUUCAGAAGUUCGCUUUCUCUUCUCUCGCCUAGAAAAGCUGUCACCGGAAUCUCAAAGUUAGCAUCUCAAUUGUUGCAGUCCGAGCGUGAUCAAGAAGAAGUGCCUGGAACUUCGGAUGAAGUUGUUCGUUUCGUCAAGGAAAUUUCUACACGGCCUGAGUGUUGGACUGAAUUUCCCUUUCCACUCCAUAAUGCAGAUUGCAGCCUAUCCAAUUCUCAGAGAGAACAUGCACUGGCUAUUGAACAACUGGUGCCUGAAUUUGUUACACUCAGAAUGAACCUUUGCAGUUACAUGAAUGUGGAAAAGUUUUGGAUGAUCUAUUUUCUAUUAAUACUUCCAAGACUUAAUCAGCAUGACUUUGAGCGCCUAUCGACCCCCAAGAUUGUUGAAGCAAGAGAUGUUCUUCUACAAAAACUUGAAGAGAGGAAAGAUAUGCAGGUCGGAGAAUGCAGUAAAUCAGGUAUUGCAGAUAUACAUCAAGAGGGUAGGGAGGACAGUGGAACAGAAAGUAUCACAUUUGAUCAAAACCAGAUAUUGACUGACGUUACAAAUGCAGCAAAAGGUUUAGAAAUUGAUGACACGGUCAAUAGUGAAAAGUGGUUGACAGAUACAGAUAUAGAUGCUAAUUCAUUGGCUUCCUGUACAAAACAUCAACACGAAGAGGACAUCUCAUUCAGUGACUUAGAGGAGGAUGGAAGUUAUAGUUCUGAUAAUAGAUUAUCAAGCCAUGGAGAGGCCAUCAGGGGUUCAUCGCCUGAAGGUUCAGGUGACUGGGUUCGGCUACGUGAGCGUGAGAGAGGUGACCGGCAGAAAGCUAUCCGUUUGAAAGGUAAGGAUUCUGAAGACGAGUCAAAUGAUUGGCUCGCUGUUGACGGGUUUAAUUAAAUAAAGGUUUUCUCUCUACUUGUGAAGGUACAGCAUUUUUUUUUUCUUCUUUUGGAUAGUUCUUUAUUUGUUUAGGAAUUCUCAAUUCCUUUAUAUUAAAAUGUUUCUGAUAGUUUAAUUAGAAAAUUUCCAUUACUGAGAAUGUGAUGUCAUAGUUGUAAAAUAAUUUAUACUAUGGUCACUUCCAUUAA